Molecule: messenger RNA, 3482 nt
Organism: Scleropages formosus (Asian bonytongue)
Lineage: Eukaryota; Metazoa; Chordata; Actinopteri; Osteoglossiformes; Osteoglossidae
Gene: kitlga
Product: kit ligand a
Exons: 10
Coding region: 305-1120 (271 amino acids)
Biological process (GO): positive regulation of cell population proliferation; cell adhesion
Cellular component (GO): plasma membrane
Molecular function (GO): stem cell factor receptor binding; cytokine activity
Source: RefSeq, a predicted model, not a curated record
CGCGAGCAAAGCGCAUAAAAAGACGCGCGGCGCGACAGCGGCUGUCAGUCCGACGGCCCGUGUCGUGUAGCGCGCGCACCUCCUGUUCUUUCUCCUCCUCCUCCUCCUCCUCCUCCCCCGUCACCGCAGCCGUCGCCUCCGCAAACUAUGAACUCAUCCUCUCACACUUAACACUUUUCAUCGCGGGGGAUUUUUCCACAAAUGUUGGAUUAUGUGCACGCGGAACGAUGAGAGCCCCUUUCCUCCCCAAAGAAGUAAGAUAAAGUAGGUUUUUCACUCGCUGGACGAACGGCUCUCUUUCCUUAUGAAGAAGGCAAAAAUUUCUAUAAGUGUUUGUGUCCAUUUCUUGCUGUGCGCCACUUUUGGAACAUCCAGUGAAGUUAGAAGUUGUAUAGCAGAUGAUCUUGAGAGAAUCUCAUUGUUGAAACAAAAUAUCCCAAAAGAUUACAAGAUCACUGUGCGUCACAUUCCUAAAGAAGUGAGUGGUAUGUGUUGGGUUGUGCUUAAUGUGUUUCAUCUGGAGGAAAGCUUGAAAGAUCUGGCCCAAAAAUUUGGAAACAUUUCCUCCAACAGAGACAACAUUGAUAUAUACGUGCAAACACUGCAAGAUGUUCGCUUUAAAAUUAUUAAUAAAGGUGAAAUUGACCUGGAGUCAACGAUGGAGGAAUUUCAGUGCCAUUACAGAGAGGAGAGAUGGCCAACGGAAGAGUAUUUUGACUACGUGAAAGACCUUUUAAAUGCUGCCAAUUCAAAAAAUGAGAGCAGAGGAUGUGAAUCUCCCCUCUGCCCAUCAGCAACAACAGAGGCGAACAUGUCAGGUGAACACACAGAGCCCCAUGCCAUGGUGGGCUGUAAUGAGCUGGUGCCAAACUGCAGCGCUAGAGCAGAACACCAGUAUCUCCCAAAGAUUGUGGAGAAAAGCCUUCUGUGGAUGCUCAUAAUCCCGCUGGCCAUGGGGCUUCUCUGUUUAGUCUGGAAGAUCAGCUGCAGAAGGAGAAGGGAGGAGCCUGAGCCGAACCCUGACAGCGGGCACGUCCUCACUGAUAUCGAAGGGAAAGCCGCGCCUUUACAUGGCCAACUGUCAGGGCAUAAGAUAAGACUCAGCAUGGAAAUGGUGUAACUUCGCCUGCAGAGCUUAAUUUGGUGAUUGUUUUCUCACGAAAAACAAAAAAACAUUCCUGCCUUUUGAACAGUAACAGACACCUUUUGGCUUCUCGACCAAAAAAAGUUCAUUCCGAUAUUUGUAACGGUGCAGCUAAAUGCGGUGUAAAUGUUCUCAAAAGUGAACUGCUGGGACGAGUGGCACGAGUGCUGGAAACAAAGAAACACUGUCCGAAAGUCAUUGUCGAGAAAACUGAGCAGAGUGAGGACUUUGCUGUGACUCAAGCAAGUCCCCAACCUCGGGACGCUGCGAGACAUCAACCUGGUCCAGUGAUACUAGUGAGCGCUAACUGGAAUGACAAGGACCAGCCAUCCAUUGGACUGGUGAAAGAAGUGGAAAUGGGGAAAAAAAAUAUUAAAAAAACAAAAACAUGGAUGAUUCUGCUUUGCUGUUAGUGAGAAAAAUCUGGAAAAACUUACCAAGAAUCACUUUUACUACCAAAAGUUGCCGAACUGAGAAUUUCCUCUCCAUUGUAUUUGCACUUGCAAAGAUUUGUGUGGGUCAUAUUUCUCUGGAAAAAAAAAACCAUUGUUAUAAUGGACAAUAGAGGAGAAUAAAAAAAAAAUCAGCUCGGGAAAAGAAUUGUUGUUGUCUACCUCCAGUGACCAUUGUCAUGAUCUUGUUUUAUAACAGUAUAAGACAAAUAAUAAUCACUCUCAGCUUUUUGUAUCUACAGUCACAGAUAUGAAUGUUGGAAUUAAUCAUGUGACAAAUUUUACUGCAGUGUACAUGGUGGGUUGACUUCUUAUAAGUAUUGUAAGGAUCUUUCUUCAAAGUUUUUUUUUAAACAUCUCAGAGUAUUGCAUUUAUAUUGUGUACUUUUAUUAAAUUAUUCCUUCUCUCUUUAAUGUAACUAUAUAGCAAAGCUGAAGCCAGAGGCCCUUUUAUCAUUUAAUGUGAAUAAAAAAUAUGACGCUUUUCUGAGAAUCAUAUAUAAAAACAAUACCUUAUCAGUUAUUAAUGUAUUAACAUGAACAACCGUAAUAUCAUCCAGUAUGUUCCCUUUGAGUUUCACUGGGAUUUUACGCUGAAUCUGUUUCCUGGCAGAAUGUAAUUAUCUAAAGGUUUACCUUUAUAUUUAAACAAUAUAGUGCUGGGGUGACUUUGCAUAAAACUAAACCUUCAUUUGGUGAAUUGCAGCAUAUUCCGUGUGGUUUAUUAAAAUGAAGUCAAUGUCAAUAUUUUAUACAUAAAAAUUGCAGACCUUUUAUCUGAAAGAAAAGUGCUGGCAUCACGUUUAUACAGUUAGAGUAAGAGUAAGACAAAACGAUGCCAUAUCAGUGAACGUCUGCACAUUCAAGUUGGAUAUAAUAAUUUUAUACACAAGCACAGAAAGUGUAAGUUGUAUAGCAGCUCAUAACAUACAGCAGCUUAGUGUGUAACCGUUAAAAGUUCUCGGGAGUGUCACUGGCUGACUUAUGUCAGGGUUAUAUGAUGAGGGACAGUCUUACCUCAUCAGAAAUAUUAUUGUUUAAAGUUAUUUUAUUGAAAGCUUAGGCACAAGUGAGAGGACGAGCAGAGCUUUAGAUGGCAAGAAAAACUAUGGUCAUAAUUACACAUUAUUGCCGGGGCACUUUGUGGAAAAUCUCCUGCGCUCACAGCAUUCCUGCUCUUUGCCGAGUUGUUCAUCCUUAUCCAAGUAUCACUUAAAUACAUGCAUUUAAAAGGUCAGAAAGUUUUCCUUUUAGCUACUGUAUGAUGUGGAAUGUUUGAACAGCAAAGGCCUCGUCACUGCAAACAAGCAGAGCGGUGUUUGUGUCUUGUACAGAGUAAAGUUACAGCAGUCUUCAAUUCAAUAUAUGCCAACUCAUCCUUAGCUCUGUUUGAGUCCAUAAAUGAUGUUCUCUGAUACACUCAGUUGUAUCCGCCAGGAUCACAUUAUUAUAACUUGGUUAAAGAACUGCAUUCACAUUUUAAAACUAGGAAUUCUGGCACCUUGAAAGACUAUUGUCCCCCACCUCUUUUAAAUUAAAUAAUUGCUACUGGAAUUUUCAUGAGCGCUCUCCAGCUGUGAGCCCUUAGGACUGUCACCCCUGUUCCCCAUUAGCAACAGCCCUGGAUUUACAUCUUCAUUCAGAUUCUCACGGAUUUCACUGCUAAAAAAAGCAAACGUUGAUACUAUAUUAAAGUACAUAUUUUUACAGUGUGUGUUGUUUCAGAUAAAUAUUCUGUAUUGGGAGCCCAUGUUGGAAGCCGAAAAUGGGCUGACGAUAUUGCUGUAACACUCUGUCUGACUUGUCAUUGGUCUGAGUGCAGACCAAACCCCUUGUUCCAAGAACAGCUUUUAUCCCUCUAAUAAAGUUUUUAUACUCAACUUUCA